Messenger RNA from Clonostachys solani, 924 nucleotides. The record is from the annotation of a GenBank genome assembly. NCBI's taxonomy places the organism in Eukaryota, Fungi, Ascomycota, Sordariomycetes, Hypocreales, Bionectriaceae.
AUGGACCGCACGCAGAAUGACAGUAGCGUUGAGCGUCCUGCAACCAACUGGAAGCCAUUCGUAGUUGGUGGAGUCUCAGGACUCGUCGCGACUACAUGCAUCCACCCCAUCGACGUGGUCAAGGUCCGCCUUCAACUUGCUGGCCAAGGGGCCCGGACCAGCUCACAGCUUGGUGCUUUCGAAACUGUCAGGGGAAUCGUUUCCCAGGGUAGGGUCUGGGACUUGUACCAAGGAAUUUCGGCGGGCUAUCUCCGUCAAAUUGUCUACGGAACCGCACGACUAGGUCUGUUUUACACAUUUGAGGAUUCUUUCAAGACGAGGGCGAGGCAGCAGAACAGAGACAUCACGUUCCUAGAGAGAGGAGCCGCGGGAGUCCUUGCCGGCGGGCUGGGUUCAAUGAUUGGCACUCCUACAGAGGUUGCCCUUGUUCGGAUGCAAAGUGAUGGCGCCAAACCGCCAGCAGAGCGGGCAAACUACCGCUCGGUCUUUGAUGCCCUUGGGAGGAUCAUCCGGACUGAAGGCAUCAAGGGACUCUGGAGCGGCACAUCUCCGACUGUUAUCCGCGCAUGCUCCACGAACUUCGGGCAGCUAACCUUUUUCUCAGAGUCCAAGCACCAGCUGGCCGUAAAUACCAAUCUCUCACCCUACAUGCAGUCCCUCGUGGCUUCAGCUAUUGCGGGAUUCUCAGCGACGGUAUUGAGUCUGCCGUUUGAUUUCGUCAAGACCAGGAUGCAAUGGCAAAGCAGUCAGGCAGGCGAUGGCGUGGCUUACAGGGGCUUUCUAGACUGCAUUAUCAAGGUGGCUAAGACGGAGGGAUUGAGCGCGUUUGGGCGCGGCUUUGUGCCCUACUUCUUUCGCGUUGCUCCCCAUGCUAUGAUUAUGCUUACGGUUUCAGAUUUCAUAACGAGAUCUUGGACUGGAUAG